AACUGGUCACACACAAACCGGCACCGAUUCCCACAAAAACAAAAAUUUACCGCGUUUUUAUUUAUAUUAUAUCUUGUUUUGCUACGUUAAAUAGAAAAAGAGCCAAAAAUGGAUGGCAUGACCGAGGACAUGUGGACGCCAUACAAGCAUCUUUAUGGCACGAUGCAGCAGGCGAUUUCCCAGCCAAAGGAUCUCAUUGGCGAACUGGAGCAGUGCCUCAAGAAGUACAAACAGAACUUUUCCAAUUUUCUACGCAAUCCGCCAAAGAAUGAGAAAAGCCGCAAUCAGCUAAGGGCGGGCAUCAACGAAGGCAUACCGCUGGGCGCCCAGGGUCACAAGCUGGUACUCUCCCAGGACCUGAUCGAUGAGGCCAUCAUAUUGUCGGAUAUGUUCGAUCUGGAUGAGCUGUUUGCCGUGGAGCUGCUGUAUACCGCCCAGCGUCAGCAGAUGCAUCAUCCGGGACUGUCGCGUGGCCUGGUUGCCGUUUUGCUGUACUAUGAUGGCCGCAAGGCCAUGGCCUGUGCCCUGCGCGAUAUGAUGCAGACGAUCAGCGGCGUAUCCUGGGUGACAGAGCUGCCCAGAGAGUUCCUCGCGUUGGUUAAUAAUUAUGUGCAGAAUCUGACGGAGGAAUCGAAUUUGUUGGGUCGCCUGCUCGAUAUACUCGCCGAAAUGGAUGUGGUCAAGGAGAACCUUAUGCUGACCAAAAAUCGCGCCUUUGGCUCCACAAAGCAUCAGAAUCAAGUGCUGGCCUUAUACGAGGACAUUCGCAAGGCUGUGGCCAUGAGUCUCUUCAAUUAUGCCGCCCAACGUGGCCUGCCCCGUGCCAAGGCCAUACGCCUAAUGAAAAUGCUGGCCGACUGCAAAUGCAACGAAAAUGCUGGCGGUAAUAUCGAUGAUGUGACGGUCAUUAUGCUAAUGGCAUUGCUCUACUCCUAUGAUACGUCCGUGCUGCUGGGCACCGAUGUGGUCAAUCCGUAUACGUCACGGCUGCCCAUUAUGUGGGAUCCGGAGUUUGCCAAGGGCUUCUAUGAGGCUUUGUAUGCCCAAGGCAAGUGGCAGACACCGCGCCUGGAUGCCAUCAUCAAGUAUAGCUUUGCCCUGGCCCUGGCCAGCCUGCGGCAUGCACCCAGCCAGCUGCAGGCGCCCGCCAGUGCGCUUAUACCACGCGAUGAGCAGCUAAUGGAUGAGGCACUCGCCUCCAAUGUGUUUGGCUUCAUCUAUCGCCAGUUGCUGGAGAAUGAAAUGAUUUACAACACGGAGUUCAUUUAUCGACGGGCGCAUCUAUUGAUCACCGAUUUCAUUGACUUUAUGCACGCGAAAGUGGCUGAGCUACGCAACCGGGCGGAUGAGUCGGCACGCACGGUGAUUAGUUUCCUGAAUGAAGGCCUCGAACCGCCACCAAAUUUGGAUGCAAACUUUGAGCUGCUGAUGCUGUGCGUGGCCCGUCUCUAUGGCGAUCGGCGGGCCAGCUACAGUCUGUGCAAUGAAUAUUGGUGUGCCAGCGAUACGGGCACAACGCCUGACCGCAGCAGCAACGACAAUGCCGGCCUCUUUGCCCUGUCCAAUAGCUCGCGGGCCGUGUCCCUAUUCAAGUUCAUUUCAUUGGCCAGCGAACUGCUGCCACAGACGCUGUUCAAAUCGUAUCUGAAGAUGAUCACGGGCCUCACACGCACCAAGCUCGCGGCACGCAGUGCCUUCAAUCUGCUCAAGAAUUCACCAUCGAGUGCCUCGAGCUAUUCGAUGGGCUGGGAUCAUUUCUUUCAGGCAUUGGCCAGCUAUUACAGCAACAUGCGAACAGAUGCCUCCAGCAUUUUAGUCUCCAGCAAUGCCCCGAGCUGCGAACAUUUUAUGCGCCGUGCCCUGCAGCCCCGGAACAUAACGCAACGCGAAACGGAGCAUCUGGUCGCUGUGAUGGGGAUUAUGCGUGCGGUGGCCGAACACGAUCGCGUGUCCCGUGUGAUGAUGUGCGAUCAAUCCAGCUGGCAGGCGCCACAGGUACUCCUGGGACUAGUGGCCUGUGCCGCACCGUUGGUGCUCAAGGCCGAGAUUAUGUUUACCCUGGCAGCGCUGGCCAAAUCAAAGGACACGGCGCGUGCCAUUUGGUUCCUGCUGGAGGAGUCACAGAUUAUACCCACACUGGGUAUAGCGACGACGGCGGCGGCGGCCGGCCAGAACCAGUGCAGCCUGUCGGAGGAGAUUGAGCAGAACGAGAGCCGCCUGGAGUCGUACAAUCUGAGUCGCGGUGUGCUCCAGCUGCUCCACACACUGAUGACCACCCAUAUGCCGCGCAGCUUGGGCGCUGGCGCACGCCAGCCGGGCUAUGAUCCGUAUCUGAAUUUCCUGAUGAACGGUAUACUCCUCAAGUUCUACAAUCGUUCGUACAAGGAUGCCAGCGAAAUGUGGGAGGUGGGCGCCAAGGGAUUGAAACUUUUGUUCUAUCUGCUGGCCACAUACCGACCGAAGGCGACCGAUUUUAUGGAAUUGCGUGACGAGCAUCCGUAUCCGGGCUAUCAUGUGAUGCUGCAGCUGCAAGUGAAAUCGGAUCUGGUGCGGCUGCUGUUGCGCAUCAUUGAGGAUGCGCGCGAACGGCUGGACGAGUACAGGCGCUUUCGGGGCAAGGAACAGCUGGAGGAAUGCGCCCUGUAUGCCCUCCUGCUGCUCGAGGUGGCGGUGGCCAAACAGAAUGCCUUCUUCGAGGCCCAUUCAUCGGCAAAUAGUCCCAUUUUGCUAUCGGGACUGAAUCGUAUGCUAUUGGACUUUAAUCCGCGCACCCGACGGCCCGAUUAUGUGCUAAAAAUCAUCAAAUUUGUCACCUACAACAACUGGCUGCCCCGCCACUCGCUGGCGGCCAUCAAGAUACUGAGUGCGGUGACCAUGCUGCCAAAUGUCGCCUCACAAAUCCUCAAUAUGUACGCCCUGGGCAGCCACGAGCGGCUCGAAGUGCGUCAGGGAUUUGUCGAGUGCCUGGAAAUGGAUGCCCGUUUGGCCCAACAGAACGAGGAGCUGCUCGAUGCGAUUGUACUCAAUGAUUAUCAGGCCAUGGGCGAUGUACUCAAUCAUGGCGGACAACAGCCACCGAGUGUGAGCGUCGAGGACAAUGAAUCGGAGGCGGAGGCCACGCUCGAUGAUGGUGGCGACAUGACACUGGGCCCCUGCUACGAGGUGGUGGCCCUCAACGACAAAAUACCCGUCAGCAUUGAUCUGCAGAUCAAGGAGGCUGUGGUACAGCUAUUUGGCCUCAAUAUUUGUCAGGCGCCGCCAAAUUUUGUUUACUUCCUGUUGGGCAUCGAUGUCCUGCGGGAUUUUAUGGCCAGGGAUAAGCAACAGAUUGGCAUCGAAGUGCAGUGCUGUUGUGUGCAUUCGUUGGUUUUGGUCCUAGAGAAAUAUCUAGAGAGUCAACGGCAUAGCCAGGAGGAAUACUGCCCACAUACGGCCCAUCUGGUGGAGAGCAUCUAUCAGUUGUUCCAUGGCCUGUGCGCCAAUCGACGCACCUCGGAAACCAUUCUACGCUUCUUUCGCUUGACCUGCAAUGACUUUCUGCUGCGACAUCUCAGCGCCAUGCCAUUUCGACGGCAUCGCGAGGAUCAUAUGAUGCAUGCCAUGAGCCAUUUGCUCAACUGUGUGGCCGUUGAGGUGCGCCUGGCGGCCAAUCAUGGCCAAACGACGCGCUAUAAUCUGUUGUGCGACAUACUGCUGCUGGGCGGCCAGUCGGAGGGGCAGCGUACGAAUCCUGGCAUGCCGCAGGACCUCACCAACAGCAUACUGAGUGGCACAGCCUCCGCAAGCUUUUAUGGCAUGGAUGUGGGCACCGCUACGGCGGCGAUUAAGAUGCCCGUCAUGCCCGAUAAGACCCAAGGAUUGCAUGCGAAUCGUUUGCUCGAAUGUCUAGUGCUGGAGGAGGCUACAGCAACCCAACAGCCGCAGUUGCAGUUCUUUGAUACGGCGCUGAUGACAACGCUGCUCAAGGAAUGCGAAUCCCGCCCCAGACCGAGUCCAGGCAGUGCCAAUGCCGCUGGAACUGGCUCACACAUGAUGAUAAAUAUCCGCAAACUUCAUGACAUUCUGCACGAUGAAUUGCGCACGGUGCAGAGCACCAUUGCCACCGGACAGCGCAAGGCGAUCAGCGGAGAGAUCACCCUGCUGCUGCAGUAUGCCGUCGAGGUGAACCGUGUGCGGACACAGCGCAUGGCCACGCUCAAGUUUGUGGAUGCGUGGUGCCAGCUGGUGCAGAUACUGUUCAGCAGCAUGCCCGAGGCACUGAUGCCGCCGGCAUUGAGGCGUCAGUACAUCAUUGAUAUUAUCGAGAAGAUGCUGCUCAAGGUGGAGCCCGUGCAGCCGCUCAUCGAGAUCUCCAUACAGAUCACCGAAACGAUUCUGCUGCUGUUGGCCAACCUGCGCAUCUGCUAUUACCAGUUGGAGGAUCAGCGUCAAAGCGACGACACCGAUGCGACCAUCAUACAAAAUGUUGGCCCUGCUGCUGCCGCUACCCCAGGUGCCACAGGGGCACUCAACAGCAGCAACAGCAACAACAACAAUGCCAGCGAUACGCUUUCACAGUGGAGAAUCAGUGGCUUGCUGACGGGCAGCACGAGCAAUCUACGCUUCAUCCUGAAACGCAUUGUCGAGUGGAUAAUGGUGAGCGGUGUCAAGUCACAGAAGCUGCGCAUCAAUCUCUAUACGGCGCUGCUCAAUUGCCUGCGGAUCGUGAAGCGUCUGCGCACCGACGAGGAGGUGGACUUUCAUGAAAGCGUUGCCACACGCCUGGAGAGCACCACACAGACGGCAUUUGAUCAGCGGCACGAGAAUAGGGAUCGGCUCAAGGAGAUGGCCUCGGAGGUGAUUGGGGUGUACGGCGAGAAGCUGAUCGAUUCGAUCUGCCACGAUGCGGUGACCGGACACGAUGUAUGCCGCAUGCUGGCGCUGGCCUGCCUGGAGAUGAUCUCCGAACUGGAUGCGGUGAGCACGCUCACCGAAUUUGUGGUGUCGCGCGGCUACCUGAAGCAUCUUUUGGACAGCGUGGCCGAUUCGGAUGAGGCGCUGAGCGCCAUACUGCAGCCGGUGCCGGAGCACCUGCGUCCGUUGUACGUGUACGAGGCACGAUUGGCCUUCUUCACGCGUCUGUCGCAGACACAGCCGGGCGCCCGCAUGAUGCUCGCCGAGGGAACACUGGGCGUCCUGUCCAAUAUGCGGGUGUUCGACCUGCAGCCGGACCUGAAGGCCAACCAGUUGCGAACGCAGCCGGACGGCUUUCUGCCGGACACUUUCGAGCGUUUCCAUGCCAUACUGCAGCCGGCGCUGGUCCUUUGCGAUGGCAUUGUCAGCUCCCUGGGCUCGCAGAACAAUUCGGCGGCCCUGCAAGUGCUCAACUUUCUGUUUGCCCACAUCGAAAUGGUGGAGACGAUGUUGCGCACGGCCACGCCACUGAUGGAUCUGGGGCACCUGCAGCAGCUGGCAUCGAUCACAAAUCUCUUUUCACGCACCACCACGCCCGAACUGUGCACCGAUAUGGACAAUUGCCAGGACGUGGAGCGCGAUCUGGAGUUGUAUAAUCGACUGAAUCGCCUGCAGCAGCUGAUGAUCGUUGUCUUUAGUCGUUUCACGGUGACCGAGGCCACCAUCCGGCAGAUACUGAAGCAGCCGCAUGUGGAGUCACUGCCCGAGAGCCAGAAGAGUCGUCAUAUCAAGUAUUUUUUGGACAUUGCCGCCAAUCUGUCGCUCUACUGCCGCCAUGCCGUGACCAGCCAUGUACGGGACAGCACCACCUCCAAGUUUCUCCUCACGACCAUUGUCAAUGAUGUGACACCACUCACUGGCAAGACAGAUGGCAAGAAGCUGACGGCCAUUAUCCACACAAUCAUCGAUCAGCUAAAGGGCUCCGUGGGCUACUAUCUUUCGCAGAAGUCCCAUGCCGACAAUCUGCUGCAGCAGCGCUCCUCGCUGCCAAACAUUUGCUUCGGUCCCAGCGGUAAAGAAAGCUACGUGGAGCUGAGCCAGCGGCACAGCGAGAAGCGCAACGAACUGAUGCAGGCCGUUUUUAUAGCCGAACAGAAUCUGUAUUUGCUGUGGAUCCAUUUGGACUUUUAUAUGCGCAAUGCGGUGAUCUUUGCCAGCGAGAAUCGCAGUGCCAUCAACGAGAGCAAUCUGGACAGUUUCAGCGGCAACGUAUCCGUGCUGCAUGCCACACCAGAUGAGAUACUGCAACUGAAGCAGCAUCUCAUCUCCACAUUUAACGAGACCUUCUGCUCGGAGCUGAUCGCCGCCAGUGAAGAGCAUACGGUUAAGUGCAAGGGCUUCAAUGGUUCACUGUUGCGUCGCAUCAAAGCUUUGGUGCAGUUUGCUGCCUCCAAUGGAAAUUCCAAUGAUAAGUCCUUCAUGUAGUCUGGUAUUUCCUUUAUCCAUUUACCCCGCAUACCACCCCCCCAAAAUUGUUAUUUCCGAAAGUAGUUAAGUAAUCGGAUUCAAUAAAGUUAAAAACAAAA
This is a messenger RNA of Drosophila obscura, 6479 nucleotides long. RefSeq names its product nuclear pore complex protein Nup205 (gene Nup205). The transcript is spliced from 11 exons. Bases 109 to 6378 code for a protein of 2089 amino acids. Gene Ontology annotation, molecular function: structural constituent of nuclear pore. The record is from RefSeq and is a predicted model, not a curated record. Gene Ontology annotation, cellular component: nuclear pore; nuclear pore inner ring. Lineage: Eukaryota; Metazoa; Arthropoda; Insecta; Diptera; Drosophilidae. Gene Ontology annotation, biological process: nuclear pore organization.